Molecule: messenger RNA, 2637 nt
Organism: Rhizophagus irregularis DAOM 181602=DAOM 197198
Lineage: Eukaryota; Fungi; Glomeromycota; Glomeromycetes; Glomerales; Glomeraceae
Biological process (GO): chloride transmembrane transport
Cellular component (GO): cortical endoplasmic reticulum
Molecular function (GO): protein dimerization activity; chloride channel activity
Source: RefSeq, a predicted model, not a curated record
AUGGCAGACAAACAAGAAAAUAAUGACCAAGUAGAAAUUACAAUAUCGGAAGAAAAAAAACCUAAAGAUGAACAUACACAUAAAAUAUUUAAUUUUCUUGGACAUUCGAAUCGUUCAUCAACAUCACUUGAAGGCGAUGACGAUGAUGAAUUAGUAAAAUUGGAAAUUAUUCCUGAGAUAGUUGAAGAUCAUCGUACUUUACUUUUAAUCAAUAAAGAAGAUCAAAAUUUAUAUCACGAAAUCAAAGAAUGGCACGAAGAAGAUCGUAAUCGUAGUCUUGAAGAUACAAUUUUGAAGUUUGAUCCUGAUAAAUAUCGUAAUUCUGAUGCGCUUGCAAAAGUGGUAUAUAAUUAUCCGUUACCAGAUUUUAUUAUAAGAUAUAAGGAUGACAAAAAAGAUGAGCAUCGAAAUGAAAAACAAAUAACGCGUGAUAACUUUGAGAUUUUAUUACUUCAAGCUGGAUUAAUUCUCGAACGUGAAGUUGAUCCAGAUGGAAUUUAUACUUAUGUUAAAAUCAUUGCUCCAUUUAAUACAUUGUGUGAAAUGGCUCAACGAAUAAGGCUUAAAGUUCGGUUAAAUAAAGAAAGUUUACCUAGUGAUUUGUCGAUUCUUGAUGAAUAUGUUAGAUCAUCUGAUACUAUACUUACCAAGAUUAUUGAACAUUUUGUAUAUGAUAUAGAGCUCAAAAAAGAUUCAUCGAUUUUUAAAAGAGAGCAUUUAAGAAGUUAUGAGGGAGCAGAAUCUAAAAAAAGCAAAGCAGACAUUGCAUUAAACUUCUUUAAUACUUCAAGGAGGAAUUUAAUGGUUCAUAGAGUGAUUAUUACGGCCAAUCUUAUUAACAAAAAAGAAACCUCACCAGAUGGAAAAACGGUAUAUGUUAAUAGAAAAAUAGAAAGUUUGGAAAUUAAAAAACUUAUUAAAAAAGGCAUUUAUGAUGAACUUUAUCCAAUUCAUGAUGGUCCUUCAAAAUAUAAAGAUGAUUCAAAAGAAAAUAAUAAUCCAAGAGCUACAUUAGAAGAAAAAUGGGUUAAAAGAGGCUUUAAGAGGCAACCGAUAGAUAAAAUAAGAGCUUAUUUCGGUGAAAAAUUGGCUUUAUAUUUUGCUUGGUUAGGUUUUUACACGUCAUGGUUAUCUAUAGCAAGUAUUGCAGGUGUAAUUGUAGUAAUUCAUGGAUUAAUUUACAUGUCAAGAUCAAAUUUCGAAAAUAAUAACGAUAAAAUUGCAGCAAUUUGGGACAAUGCACUCACGGCACCUUAUGCACUCUUUAUGGCAAUUUGGGCCACACUUUUUUUAGAAACAUGGAAAAGGGUAAAUGCAUCAAUACAAUAUGAUUGGGAUGUUAUUGAUUAUGAAAAAGAUGAACUUCCAAGACCCGAAUUUUACGGAACUACACUUCGGGUAUCUUUAAUUACUUUGAAAAAAGAAAUUGUAUUUCCCUUUAGAGAAAAGUUAGUAAAAAUUUUUAUAUCAGUAGCGAUAGUUUUAGUUUCGAUUGGAAUCGUACUUGUAACUGUGGGAGCUUUAUUAUUAUUUCCGGAGAAUUUGCAAGUGGUUAAAAAUGUUAAAUAUGUAGGACCAGUUAUUACCGCUAUUAUAAAUUUAGCCACUAUUAUUAUAUUAAAUCUGAUAUAUAAAAAUGUAGCAAGAUUUCUUACGGAUUUCGAGAAUCAUAAAACUGAAACUCAGUUCGAAGAUUCAUUAAUUCUUAAAGCAUAUCUCUUUGACUUUAUCAAUUUUUAUUCUGCAUUGAUUUAUCUUAUGUUUUCUGGAGGCAGAUCAUGUGAAAAUAAUUGUAAUGACGAUGCAUGUCGCGAGAGGUGUAUUCAACAAGGCAGAGGGUUGACUUUACUUACGAUUCAACUUGCAAUUAUUUUUAUUGGUAAACAACUUAUUGGGCAAAUUCAAGAAAUUUUAAUUCCAUGGUUAAUGAGUAAAUGGAAUAAAGCUAAAUCCGCAUUGGAUCGAGAAUCGUUGGAAAAAAAGUAUGCAGAUUCCGGCAGGAAGAAUAAAGAAAUUCCACAAUGGAUAGAAGAUGAUCAUUUGGCGGGAUCUUCGGAUUCCAUUAGGACCGAAUAUGAAGAAAUGGUAAUUCAAUUUGGAUUUCUUGCGUUAUUUGGGGUUGCUUUUCCAUUAUCACCAUUGUUUGCUUGGAUUAAUAAUGCUACAGAAAUAAGAUCUGACGGCCUCAAAUAUAUUAAAACGUUACAAAGACCAGUCGGGUAUCAAGCACAAGACUUAGGAAUGUGGGAAAAAAUUAUGAACAUAGUAUCAUUCAUAGCAGUAUUAACAAAUGCAGUAAUUAUAGCUUUUCAUUCAAGAUGGAUGGAAAAUCAAUUUAAAAAAUAUACAGGUGAUGAUGAAAAUAGAUUGUUAGUUGCUAGACUCGUAUUUGUACUUGCCUUUGAGCAUCUUGUGUUUAUUAUUAAAUUAAUGUUUGCGUAUAUGAUACCGGAUGUACCAAAUAAAGUUAGAAUUGCAAUAGAGAGAGAACGUUAUCUUUCUAGAUUAGUGUUAGAAGGUGAAUCACCCGUAUUGGAUGAAUAUUGGAGUGAUAAAAAAGAUGAUUCUUCUUUAUUUUCUGAAAAAGGUUCUUUAUUAUUACCUCAUAGAUUUACUAAAAAAUUUAAGUCACAAUAA